Molecule: messenger RNA, 186 nt
Organism: Sphaeroforma arctica JP610
Lineage: Eukaryota; Ichthyosporea; Ichthyophonida
Exons: 1
Source: RefSeq, a predicted model, not a curated record
GAGGGGGCAUCAAGCCCGUAUGCCUGAGUGUCAAUCGCAUAGUCAGUCGAGAUCAGAUCACCACAGUGCCACACUACUCAGUGCUGAUCACAGACUUCCGCCAAGUGGCUGAGGGGGAGGGCCGCAACUUCAUCGAUGCCGUGUUCUCUAGUGCCGUCGAUGGUAUCAUUGCCAUCGAGGAAUCUG